AUGGUGGUGCUCCAAGGACCCCGCCGCCACCGCCACUGCCCCCGCUGAUGCCACUACCCGCUCCGGGUCCCUGGCAAACCCACCGCUUUUCCCCUCCUCCCAGCGCCCGCGCUGCCCGCCCUGGGCCCGCUGUCGCAGGUGCGACAGUACCACCACCCCAGCUGUGAGGCUGCCAUCAACACCCACAUCAGCCUGGAGCUCCACGCAUCCUAUGUGUACCUGUCCAUGGCCUUCUACUUCGACCAGGACGACGUGGCCCUGGAGCACUUUGACCGCUACUUCCUGUGCCAGUCGCAGGAGAAAAGGGAGCAUGGCCAGGAGCUGAUGAGCCUGCAGAACCUGCGCGGUGGCCGCAUCUGCCUUCAUGACAUCAGGAAGCCAGAGGGCCAAGGCUGGGAGAGCGGGCUCAAGGCCAUGGAGUGCACCUUCCACCUGGAGAAGAACAUCAACCAGAGCCUCCUGGAGCUGCACCAGCGGGCCAAGGAGAAUGGCGACCCCCAGCUCUGCGACUUCCUGGAGAACCACUUCCUGAACCAGCAGGCCAAGGAGAAUGGCGACCCCCAGCUCUGCAACUUCCUGGAGAACCACUUCCUGAACCAGCAGGCCAAGACCAUCAAAGAGCUGGGUGGCUACCUGAGCAACCUGCGCAAGAUGGGGGCCCUGGAAGCAGGCCUGGCAGAGUACCUCUUUAACAAGCUCACCCUGGGCCGCAGCCAGAAACACACCUGAGCC
Messenger RNA from Gorilla gorilla gorilla (western lowland gorilla), 732 nucleotides. RefSeq names its product putative ferritin heavy polypeptide-like 19. The record is from RefSeq and is a predicted model, not a curated record. Gene Ontology annotation, cellular component: cytoplasm. NCBI's taxonomy places the organism in Eukaryota, Metazoa, Chordata, Mammalia, Primates, Hominidae. Gene Ontology annotation, biological process: intracellular iron ion homeostasis; iron ion transport. The transcript has a single exon. Gene Ontology annotation, molecular function: ferrous iron binding; ferric iron binding.